Aspergillus vadensis CBS 113365 is the source of this 1399-nucleotide messenger RNA. RefSeq lists its product as uncharacterized. Bases 218 to 1255 code for a protein of 345 amino acids. The record is from RefSeq and is a predicted model, not a curated record. NCBI's taxonomy places the organism in Eukaryota, Fungi, Ascomycota, Eurotiomycetes, Eurotiales, Aspergillaceae. The transcript has 6 exons.
GCUGCCAAUAAUACGCUGCAGCAGAGGUUCUGCAACCAUCAUUGAUGACAUCAAUCAGCACCUUUGCGAUCGCGAUGGAGAUUCGCGUACCACUGACACUCCUGACACUCGCGAAAUGACAUCUCUUUUAGCCCGCGGUUGCCCAUGGUCUCGAAGGCAAACCAUAUUCUCCUGCUACACUAGAAAAUCGCCCUGUCGUAGCUGACUUCCACUCACGAUGGCGGCAUCUGAGACUGGUGAUCUUGGAUAUGACCAUGAUAAUCUGCGGCAUGUCGUGAUUACUGCGACUUGCUUUGCGUUGAUUCUUUCUACGGUAUCAGUUGCCCUGCGUCUUUACUGUCGCAAGAUCACGGGCACCAAGGUCUUUUUUGAUGAUUACUUGAUCAUUGUGGCAUUGGUCUUCGAAUACGCAGUGUCACUGGCUGGAGUUGUCUUGCUGUAUAACGGACUGGGCACUCACAUCGUAUACGUUCCUCCUUCAGAUUUGGUAGUGUAUUUAAAGACUCUAGCCAGCGGCAGCUUCCUCUACACACUAUGCAUCGCAUUCACUAAGCUCUCUAUCCUCGCAUUAUACAAGCGAAUCUUUUCCAUCCGACCGAUGAUACUAGCGGCUAACUCCGUCGGGGCUAUUGUCAUCUUGUGGUGUUUUGGGGUAUGUCUGAUUGGGGGCGUCGUAUGUAUUCCAUUGGAGAAGCUCUGGAACCCGACGAUUCCCGGCGGGUGCAUCGACCUGGCCAAGUUCUACUAUGGUCUCCAGAUUCCCAACAUCGUGACUGACGCCGUCAUCCUGGCGCUACCGAUGAAACAUGUUUGGAACCUUCAAGUGCCGCGUGCGCAAAAGAUUAUGUUGACAGGCAUCUUCUGCCUUGGUGCUUUAACGCUUGCCUUUGACAUUGUACGUCUGGUGACACUAAUUGAGCUUUCAAAGUCCGGAAAUGACAUUACCUAUGACCAAGUACCCGCCAGUGUGUGGACGUGCAUUGAGCCCGCCGUGGGUAUAACAGCUUCUUGUCUGUCGAAUAUGCGACCACUCUUUCUUUCCUUGACACGUCUGCGCGACAAGAUGCCUCGUCUGUUUUCCCGACCGUCACAGACCGAAGCGGUGGAGGUAGAGCACUCCAAAAUCGUUUUCACUCAAACUGUGCGAGUAAACAGCAGUCACGCCGACGAGUCCUCAGACAAGGCGUGUCGCAAGGGCCCUUUUGCUGAGACGCCAUCGCCUCUAUCAGUAGGGACUAGUGUAUCGACGGACUGAUAAACUGCUGCUUGACAGACGGAGUGACUCAAUCGCUGAUGAAAUUGUGAUCACUCCGCAUAAGAGACCGCGAGGAGGGAGAGAUGAUGUCUGACGCCCUUACACACGUCAAUAAAAUCUAAUUCCGCACUUCGUAAAAACCAG